Messenger RNA from Ustilaginoidea virens, 561 nucleotides. RefSeq lists its product as uncharacterized. Bases 1 to 561 code for a protein of 186 amino acids. Lineage: Eukaryota; Fungi; Ascomycota; Sordariomycetes; Hypocreales; Clavicipitaceae. The transcript is spliced from 2 exons. The record is from RefSeq and is a predicted model, not a curated record.
AUGAAAUGCUCCCUUCUUCUCCUCUCCCUCACAGCUGUCGGCUCAGCCUUGCCGACCUGGCGCCAGGGCCCCAUCAUGUCCGACGACGACAAUCUCAUGGAACGUCGCGACAUCAUCACAAUCGAGAUUGUGCAGGCCCAAUCAUCUCGCUUCACAAACACAGUCGUCACCAAAAUCACCAAAUAUGCAUCUGAUGCGCAAGGCUUCCUGACCGAAUCAUUCAAAGGCGCCGUGGCCGAUGGCAGUGGGGAACUCAUGACGGUUUCUGAUGCCAAGCCUGUGAUGCCUCUCAUGCGCCUCAAGGGAUCAAGGAAAAACCACCACCACCAUAACAACAACAACCACCACCGCCGCCGCCAUCGUAUCUCCUUGCUAGGUUUUAGGAAUCGGUUGGCUGUGUUGAUUCUGGCAUUCGCUCUGGUUCUAGCAGUUGCUUGUUCUUACCUCAGAAGGAUUUACAUAGCUUCGUUGCAACAUGACACAGACACCUGUCCUGAAGACGCUGCCCUCUUGGAGAAGGCCUCGCCCCGGAAGCUGACCCCUGAGACAGCGCAGUCAUGA